UGUCAAACAACAUUACUUUUUGGUCUUGAAUUUCAUUGUUGACUCAUUGACAUAGUGAAUUUUAAAUACCUUGGAAUCUUAAUAAAUUUUUAGAUAUCAAAAGAUUAGAAAAAUUAAAUGUAUCGUAAAAAAAAUAUAAGGAAAAUGUUUAAUGAAAUGUCUGUCUAUUUCACUUUUAUAUUUCUAAACCUGAAAUCAUAUCCCAUAAAUCUGAAUAUUUACUUGGGAAAGCCUAUUUAUUACUUAUUUUUCUCUUAAUUAUCUCUGAUAAAAUUUACUUUGAAAAGAUGUUUUUUCUUGUGAAACGUAUUUCAUUUAUAUAUCAAGAAGAUAUGCUUUGACAAAAUGAGAGUUUUUGAAUGUGCAAACAGACAGAGAGCCCAACAAGAAAUGUGUGCGACUGUGACGAAGAAAUGAAGUGGCAGAAUCGUAAAUAAAAGUAAGAUGAUUGCCCUUAUGAGAGGAUUUGAAAAACCCUUACUACUACUCAGUGUGUUUCUUUACUCGUUAAAUACAGAGAAAAUCACAUCUCUUUACUCUGCCCCAGACCCAAUAAAAAUACAAUUGUUUUCCUCUGUUUCUUUUAAUCCCGUAUAUAAUAAAAACAGAGAGAGAGAGAGACCUAAGAAAGGAGAUCAAAGCCCGUCGCUUUUCUCGAGGAAAAGUAGAUGGCCCUUUAACAAACCAAAACCUAUUGGCUGAACACAUGGUGGUGACUCGUCGAAUCUCUCUAAAUCUGUUUUCCAAUUUUUGCUCUGUUUCUGCUCUGUAAUGGCGAUUUGAAGAAUUUGAGAGAGAGAGAGAGAAAGGUUUAAGCUUUGGAGAGAGAGAGAGAUGGCGGUUUCAGAGCAGAGUCAAGACGUGUUCCCAUGGCUGAAAUCGCUGCCAGUGGCCCCAGAGUUCAGACCCACUCUGGCAGAGUUCCAAGAUCCGAUGGCUUACAUUUGCAAGAUCGAAGAGGAAGCUUCCAGAUACGGCAUCUGCAAAAUUGUGCCUCCCGUUCCUCCUUCCUCUAAGAAAACCGCCAUUAACAACCUCAACCGCUCUCUCGCCGCUCGAGCCAGGGCCAGGGCUCGCGACGGCGGAAAGCCCGAUUACGACGGCGGUCCCACAUUCACCACGCGUCAGCAGCAGAUCGGGUUUUGCCCUAGGAGGCAGCGCCCCGUGCAGAGACCCGUGUGGCAGAGCGGUGAGCGUUACACUUUCGAUGAGUUCGAGUUUAAAGCUAAGAACUUUGAGAAGAGUUAUCUUAAGAAGUGCGGCAAGAAGGGUUCCGUCUCGCCGCUCGAAGUCGAGACCCUUUACUGGAGAGCCUCGGUGGAUAAGCCCUUCUCCGUUGAGUACGCCAACGACAUGCCCGGGUCCGCUUUUGUGCCUCUGAGUUUAGCAGCCGCGAGGAGGAGAGAAUCUGGUGGUGAUUGUGGGACUGUUGGUGAGACUGCUUGGAACAUGAGGGCCAUGGCUAGAGCUGAAGGGUCUUUGCUUAAGUUCAUGAAAGAGGAGAUCCCUGGGGUCACAUCUCCCAUGGUUUAUAUCGCUAUGAUGUUUAGUUGGUUUGCUUGGCAUGUGGAGGACCAUGACCUCCAUAGUCUCAAUUACUUGCAUAUGGGUGCUGGUAAGACUUGGUACGGUGUUCCAAAGGAUGCUGCUAUGGCCUUUGAGGAGGUGGUCAGGGUUCAUGGUUAUGGAGAAGAGCUUAAUCCUCUUGUGACAUUUUCUACUCUUGGUGAGAAGACAACAGUUAUGUCUCCUGAAGUAUUUGUUAGAGCUGGGAUACCAUGUUGCAGGUUAGUACAAAAUCCUGGAGAUUUUGUCAUCACCUUUCCAGGAGCAUAUCACUCAGGGUUUAGUCAUGGAUUCAAUUUUGGGGAAGCAUCUAACAUUGCAACUCCACAAUGGUUGAGGAUGGCAAAAGAUGCAGCCAUCCGGCGAGCUUCCAUAAAUUACCCUCCAAUGGUUUCUCAUCUCCAGUUACUUUAUGACUAUGCAUUGGCUCUAGGUUCAAGAGUGCCAGAUAGCAUCCACAACAAACCAAGGAGUUCUAGAUUGAAAGAUAAGAAAAAAAGCGAAGGAGAAAAACUGACUAAUGAACUGUUUGUGCAAAACAUUAUCCACAACAACGAGUUGCUCCACUCUCUUGGAAAAGGAUCUCCAAUAGCUCUUCUUCCGCAGAGUUCCUCAGAUGUAUCGGUUUGCUCUGACGUGCGAAUUGGAUCUCAUUUGGGUGCUAACCAGGGACAGACAACACUCCUUAUAAAAUCUGAAGACUUGAGUUCCGAUAGUGUUAUGGUCAGUCUCAGUAACGGUGUGAAAGAGAAGUUUACAUCUUUGUGUGAAAGGAACAGAGAUCAUCUGGCAAGCAAAGAGGACGAAACCCAAGGAACUUCGACAGAUGUUGAAAGGAGGAAAAAUAAUGGAGCUGUGGGGCUUUCGGAUCAGAGGCUUUUCUCUUGUGUUACAUGUGGAGUCUUGAGCUUUGAUUGUGUUGCUAUUAUUCAACCUAAAGAAGCAGCAGCUAGAUAUCUAAUGUCUGCGGAUUGUAGCUUCUUGAAUGAUUGGACAGUUGCUUCCGGAUCUGGAAACCUUGGUCAGGAUGUAGUGAUGCCUCCUUCAGAAAACACAGGAAAGCAAGAUGUUGGUGACUUAUACAAUGCUCCUGUUCAAACUCCGUAUCAUUCAACAACGAAGACCGUUGAUCAAAGAACUUCAUCAAGUUCCCUAACAAAAGAGAGUGGUGCUCUAGGGUUGUUAGCUUCAGCAUAUGGAGACUCUUCUGAUUCUGAGGAAGAAGAUCACAAAGGCUUAGAUAAUCCUGUUUCGGAUGAAGUUGCUUGCGUACUUGAAGCAUCAUCUUUUGUUACAGAUGGCAACGACGAGGCUGGAAAUGGUCUAUCUUCUGCUUUAAACAGCCAAGGACUUACAUGUGAGAAAGGAAAAGAGGUUGACGUAUCACAUGCUAAUCUAAGCAAAGGCGGGAAUGCAUCAUCUGUAGAGAUAACUUUACCAUUUAUUCCAAGAUCUGAUGACGACUUCUCUCGGUUACACGUGUUUUGUCUUGAGCAUGCUGCGGAAGUGGAACAACGACUUCAUCCUAUUGGGGGGAUUAACAUAAUGUUAUUAUGCCAUCCAGAUUACCCCAGGAUAGAGGCUGAAGGAAAGGUAGUUGCCAAAGAGCUUGGAGUCAACCACGAGUGGAAUUACACUGAGUUCAAGAAUGUGACCCGAGAGGAUGAGGAAACGAUCCAGGCGGCGUUGGCAAACGUUGAAGCUAAGGCUGGGAACAGCGACUGGGCUGUAAAGUUGGGUAUUAACCUUUCUCACAGUGCUAUCCUCAGUCGCUCUCCUCUCUACAGUAAGCAGAUGCCUUACAACUCCGUCAUUUACAAUGUGUUCGGUCGCACCUCUCCAGCAACUCCCCAAGUUUCUGGUAUAAGAUCUUCCAGACAGAGGAAAUAUGUUGCUGGAAAAUGGUGUGGUAAGGUUUGGAUGUCGCAUCAGGUGCAUCCUUUUCUGCUGGAGGAGGACUUUGAGGGAGAAGAAACUGAAAGAAGUCAUCUGCGAGCUGCUCUGGAUGAGGAUGUCACUGUUCAUGGUAAUGACUCUAGAGAUGCAACCACAAUGUUCGGAAGAAAGUAUUCUAGGAAGAGAAAGGCGAGAGGGAAGGCUGCGCCACGCAAGAAGCUUACCUCUUUUAAGAGGGAAGCAGGAGUUUCUGAUGACACAUCAGAGGAUCAUUCCUAUAAGCAGCAAUGGAGGGCUUACGGGGAUGAGGAAGAGUCUUAUUUUGAGACGGGGAAUGAGGUUUCUGGUGAUUCGUCGAAUCAAAUGUCUGAUCAGCAACAGCUCAAGGGUGUUGAAUCAGAUGAUGAUGAAGUUUCAGAGCGUUCACUUGGACAAGAAUAUACUGUAAGGAGGGAAUAUGCAUCUUCAGAAAGCUCGAAGGAGAAUGGCUUUCAGGUAUACAGAGAGGACCAGCCAAUGUAUGGUGAUAAUGAUAUGUACAGGCACCCUAGAGGGAUUCCAAGGAGCAAACGGACUAAAGUUUUUAGAGAUCUGGUUUCAUAUGAUUCAGAAGAUCAGCAAAGGGAAAGGGUAUUCACAAGUGAUGCACAGACUAGUCGAAUGGAUGACGAGUACGAUUCAGAAGAGAAUUCAUUGGAGGAACAAGACUUUUGCAGUAGCGGGAAAAGGCAAACCAGGUCCAUCGCUAAACGUAAAGUAAAAACCAAGAUAGUUCAGAGUCUGGGAGACACAGGAGGUCGCACUUUGCUACAGUCUGGAUCCAGAAAGAAGAUGAAAGAGCUAGAUUCAUACAUGGAGGGACCUAGCACACGGCUUAGGGUGAGAACCCCGAAACCCUCGAGAGGAUCUUCAGCAACAAAGCCGAAGAAAACUGGUAAGAAGGGAAGAAAUGUUUCCUUCUCAGAAGUUGCAAGUGAAGAAGAGGUGGAGGAAAAUGAAGAAGAAAGUGAGGAAGCUAGCACACGGAUAAGGGUGAGAACCCUGAAGCCCCCGAGAAGGUCUUUGGAGACAAAACCAAAGAAAACUGGUAAGAAAGGAAGUAAUGUUUCUUCCCUCUCCGGAGUCGCAAGUGAAGAAGAGGUGGAGGAAGAUGAACAAGAGGAAUGCUUGCCGUACCAAUGUGACAUGGAGGGUUGCACAAUGAGUUUCAGUUCAGAAAAACAGUUGUCUCUGCAUAAAAGAAACAUCUGCCCUGUUAAAGGCUGUGGCAAAAACUUCUUCUCACACAAGUAUCUGGUUCAGCACCAGCGCGUUCACUCAGAUGAGCGUCCACUGAAAUGUCCAUGGAAGGGGUGCAAGAUGACGUUCAAGUGGGCUUGGUCUAGAACGGAACACAUAAGGGUACACACUGGUGAGAGGCCUUAUGUAUGUGCUGAACCGGGUUGUAGUCAGACAUUCAGGUUUGUCUCAGAUUUUAGCAGGCACAAAAGGAAGACGGGUCAUUCAGCUAAGAAGAUCAAGAAAAAGUGACUUGACUUAGCUUUUUAACAUGGAAUCUAUCUAUCAUGAAGCUCUAUUAUUAAUCCAUUGGAUUAGAAGGAGAUUUAGUGGUUUAAAAUUGUUCAUCUCGGUCUGGUUAUUGUUCAUUCAAAGUCUUAACAUUCAGGAGAGCCAUUGUCUUGUUUAGAACAGAAGCUCUUGUUGUUGUAUUCUCUGUCGUCUUCUUAAAUGUUUGAAUAAACUUAAAACAAUCCUGGUUUUUAGCAGAAUUUGUGCUUUCAUCAUU
Molecule: messenger RNA, 5248 nt
Organism: Brassica rapa (field mustard)
Lineage: Eukaryota; Viridiplantae; Streptophyta; Magnoliopsida; Brassicales; Brassicaceae
Product: lysine-specific demethylase REF6
Biological process (GO): chromatin remodeling; regulation of gene expression
Cellular component (GO): nucleus; chromatin
Molecular function (GO): histone H3K4me/H3K4me2/H3K4me3 demethylase activity
Source: RefSeq, a predicted model, not a curated record